Molecule: messenger RNA, 2137 nt
Organism: Thalassophryne amazonica
Lineage: Eukaryota; Metazoa; Chordata; Actinopteri; Batrachoidiformes; Batrachoididae
Product: C-C chemokine receptor type 9-like
Exons: 3
Coding region: 509-1609 (366 amino acids)
Biological process (GO): G protein-coupled receptor signaling pathway; chemotaxis; immune response
Cellular component (GO): membrane
Molecular function (GO): chemokine receptor activity
Source: RefSeq, a predicted model, not a curated record
GUCUUGGUAGUGAGACAGUCAAAGCACCAAGUGGGAGAAAAAGUCCACACGGCCCAAGCCUCCUUCACUUUGGUCUUUAAUCACGGUUUUCAGUUUCAUGCAUCAGUCAUCUGUCGUGUUAAGUGCUCCACCUGUGCAUACCAAGUGUGACGAAUACGGCCUUGAGAAACUUAAUCGGCUGUGGAGGGAAUGUGGGUGUAUUGUUUUGGUUCCAGCCUAAUCACACUGUUCAUUAGUCUGCAGCACGGCUUCACGAUGAAACUAUGAGCCAUUUCUUUAAUGUUGUAAACUGGAAGUAUUGGGUUUUUUUGUUUUUUUUUUUUGCACCAACGAUCCUGUUCUUUUCUUUUUUCUCCUACAAGCUGAGCGUGACAUCAAAUCAGCAUGUGAUCUUGUGGUUUAAGGUAACCCGUAUAAGAAAGUAGACAUGAGACUGUUAAAGCUGCUUGCCGUCAACAGAACUGCGACCCUUAGGUUACUGGCUGCAUCUCAGCACUGACUGGAUAAAAUGACUGAUUUUACUCCAGAACCUGAAGAUUUUGAGAACGAGAGUUUUUCUGGUUUCUCAGGAGACUAUGACAUUGGCAUGAAUGAAAGCUCAAACUUCUGCAACAGAAGCUGGGUUAGGCUGUUCCGUGGCCAGUAUGAACCCCCUUUGUUCUGGAUCAUCUUCAUUCUGGGCGCCGUGGGCAACCUGAUGGUGGUUGGGAUCUACACCAUGGUGCGUAACCGCCUGAAAACAAUGACUGAUGUGUACCUGCUGAACCUGGCCGUGGCCGACCUCCUCUUUCUGUGCACACUGCCCUUCUGGGCUGCCGAGGCCACCAAGGGCUGGGACUUUGGUGUCACUCUUUGCAAAAUGGUAUCGGCAGUUUACAAGAUCAACUUCUUCAGUAGCAUGCUCCUCCUCACGUGCAUUAGCAUAGAUCGCUACAUUGCUAUUGUGCAGGUCACCAAAGCCCAGAACCUGAAGAGAAAGAGGCUCUUCUACAGCAAACUGGCCUGCCUGGGUGUCUGGAUUGUCUCCAUUCUCCUGGCCCUUCCUGAGUUCAUCUUUGCCCAGGUCAAGGCGGACGGGAAGCAGCAGUACCCCUGCAGACUUGUCUACUGGAACAACAUAAAUAACCGGACUAAGAUUCUAGUGUUGUCCCUGCAGAUCUGCAUGGGCUUCUGCCUUCCCUUCCUGGUGAUGGUUUUUUGUUACUCAGUCAUCAUUCGUACGCUGCUGCAGGCCAAGAGCUUUGAAAAGCACAAGGCCCUGCGGGUCAUCUUUGCCGUGGUAGCCAUGUUUGUCCUGACCCAGCUGCCACACAAUGGCCUGCUGAUGAUGGAGGCUGCACAGGCAGCCAACACCACAAUCACCAAAUGUGCCACUUUGAAACUUUUUGAUGUCGCUGGUCAGAUUGCCAAGAGCCUGGCGUUUACACACGCCUGUCUCAAUCCGUUCCUCUACGUCUUCAUUGGAGUUCGAUUCCGACAAGACCUUGUGAGGAUGGUAAAGAUGUGUGCUGUAGGUCUUGGGAAAGGAGGACUCAGCAAAAUCCAGCCAGUUCCAAAACGUCCUUCGGUGAUGUCAGACACAGAAACAACGCCUGCGCUUUCGUUAUAGAGGAGCCGUACUGCAUACCAAACAUGAGAGCUGAGCUUGGAACUUCAACUUCGGCAUUACUUCCUGCACUGCCUGAUGUACAUUAAACAGACAACAACAAAGUAUUUCAUUGUUUUUACUUUCAACCACAUUCUGACUGCAAAGACAGGCUGAUGUCAGUUCUGACUCCUUUAUCUGUGUAUCUUCUGAAAGUUCCAGCCUGCACUGGGGGGGAGACGUGCAUCCCAGACAGGUCACCAGACAGACACUUCUGUUUCAUACAGACAUCUCAGCUGGGUCGGAUUUAAAAUGGCAUCCUCUUUGCAAUGAGAGGCCAGUGAUAACCAUGUUACUACCAUGUUGUGCCAUUUCCAAAGUCACUGUAUGAAAUGUGUAAUAGUGUAAAUACACUGAAGUUUGUUGGUCAUUUUUUAAACACUUUUUUACAUUAUGAUUUCAUUGUGUGCUGCUGUAACUGGAAAAAUAAAUGAACUUCAUUUUUUGAUAUUAACAGGGAAAUAAAAUAAUAAAAAAACAUUCAAGCAUUAA